Molecule: messenger RNA, 228 nt
Organism: Yamadazyma tenuis ATCC 10573
Lineage: Eukaryota; Fungi; Ascomycota; Pichiomycetes; Serinales; Debaryomycetaceae
Source: RefSeq, a predicted model, not a curated record
AUGUUAAUGGCAUCAAAAGGACAUUUCUUCACGCAAAUACCACAUCCAAUACACAAGUUUUCUGAGAUGAAAGCAAUUUUGGAAGUGGGUGUAACUUCAAUACACAAUUUUCCGGUCUUCACAACAGGACAUCCUUUCCGACAUUCUUGUCUACACUUCUUCGGUUUGCACUUGUCUGAGGAGAUUAUAGCGAUUCUGGUAUUUUUACUGCUCAUGUUUAGUGUUUAG